AUGUCUCUUCGCAAUACCUUUACCAUCCCUCCACCAUCCCUCCACCAUCCCUCCACCAUCCCUCCACCAUCCCUCCACCAUCCCUCCACCAUCCCUCCACCAUCCCUCCACCAUCCCUCCACCAUCCCUCCACCAUCCCUCCACCAUCCCUCCACCAUCCCUCCACCAUCCCUCCACCAUCCCUCCACCAUCCCUCCACCAUCCCUCCACCAUCCCUCCACCAUCCCUCCGCCAUCCCUCCGCCAUCCCUCCGCCAUCCCUCCACCAUCCCUCCACCAUCCCUCCACCAUCCCUCCACCAUCCCUCCACCAUCCCUCCACCAUCCCUCCACCAUCCCUCCGCCAUCCCUCCGCCAUCCCUCCGCCAUCCCUCCACCAUCCCUCCACCAUCCCUCCGCCAUCCCUCCGCCAUCCCUCCGCCAUCCCUCCCACAUCCCUCCACCAUCCCUCCACCAUCCCUCCACCAUCCCUCCACCAUCCCUCCACCAUCCCUCCACCAUCCCUCCACCAUCCCUCCGCCAUCCCUCCGCCAUCCCUCCACCAUCCCUCCCACAUCCCUCCACCAUCCCUCCACCAUCCCUCCACCAUCCCUCCACCAUCCCUCCACCAUCCCUCCACCAUCCCUCCACCAUCCCUCCACCAUCCCUCCACCAUCCCUCCACCAUCCCUCCACCAUCCCUCCACCAUCCCUCCACCAUCCCUUCACCAUCCCUUCACCAUCCCUCCACCAUCCCUCCACCAUCCCUCCACCAUCCCUCCACCAUCCCUCCACCAUCCCUCCACCAUGCCUUCACGUGAUGGCUCACAGGGCAAUGUUGAAUGCGAGAACAGGGCAAUCGACCUCUCUCGCAACUAUCUCACAGGCCCCAUAGUGAAGCCAGCUAACGUGCUGGCUAUGCUUUCAUACAACUACCUCUCGGGCACUCUGCCUGCACAGCCGACAGACUUGCUGGAUGCAAACUGCUUCAAACUGGCUGACGGGGAAACCACACCCCUGCAGCAAACGGACCUUGUCUCUCCAGUAGAGGGGGAAAUUCUCCCUGCAUCAACCGUGCUCACAGCAGGAGCGAAAAAGGAGGCAGUAGGAAUGUUCAACCCAGACCCAGUGCCUCUCUUCAUGUACGAAGCUGGGCGUGUGUACCCAGGCUGUGGGUUCGAGCUGGCAUUCAGUGUCAACUUCACCUUCGCCCUCUCGCCUAAAGGCAGGGCUGUUUCCAACGGCUUCGCUUUUGUCGUUUCGGCGACCAACACAGUGGGGAGCGACGUUGGCGUGGGCUACGGUGGGAUGGACACCCGAAGCAUGGCGGUUGAGUUUGACAUGCUUCAAAACAAGCCGCAAGACACCAUCCAAGUCCCGCACGUGGGGGUGAAUAUCCAGGGCCAGGAGAAAUCAGUCGCAGCUGUGAAGUCCCCGUUCCCACUGGCCAACAAGAAGCCGUACACGGCAUGGGUGGAUUAUGUGCCUGGGGACCCCGGAUUCGUUCGGGUGUUCCUAGCAACAACAGCAGUGAAACCAUCAAAGCCGCUGCUAGAGACCCGGCUGUCGCUGUGUGCGGUGCUGAAGCCAGGGCCGCCCCAGGCUGUCCCAGAGCAGCCGCGGGCGUUCUACUUUGGCUUUGUGGCGUCCACCACAGUCAAGCCGUUCAUGAUUCACACCAUUACGAGCUCGUACCUGCGCACAGAUGCAUGCUGGGCAUACGCAGUGGUGUCGAGCAUAGAAGCAGCAUACGGCAUCGCGACAAACCUAGAGGCGCCAAAGCUGUCAGUGGAUUCACUCUUCACAGCCAUGGGCCUCACCACCCAGACAGCCAAAUGCAACGCUGGAGGCUCCCCCACAGAUGCCUUUGAGAAACUAAUGGCGCUGCCAAAGGGGGCCAUUACUAUGGACGGCAAUAAGGGCUUUGAGCGCACUGCAUUCAAGGGGUAUGUGGGGCUUUUGCUGGCAGUGCAGAAGCAGCCAGUGGUGGUUCACAUUGAAGCCACUGUUGCCUCCUUCGCCAAAUACGACGGGGAUCCUGGCUGCUAUACCGGCAACCUGAACCACGUUGUACUCGUUAUUGGGUACUUCGUUUUGAGGGAUGAUGGGAGCGAGAACCGCAUUGCGCCGCCGUUUUGGAUCAUCCGCAACUCGUGGGGCGAGGAGUGGGGAGACAGGGGGCACAUGCGUCUGGACAUGCAGGGAGGCGAUGGUGUGUGUGGCAUCAACGUGCUGCCUGGCAUCUACCCCAUUGUCAAGACUUUCCUGAGGUUCAUGGGGUUCAUCCUUCCCUUAUCUCCUCCUGCCCUCUCUCCCUCUCUUCUGUGCCUUCCAGUUCCCAAGGACCCAUGCGGCUUGAAGAGCUACAAGGGCGAUGGAGAUCUGAAGCCCAGCAUGAACCCGUGCGGUCGCUUCACCUGCAUGCCCAACCUCAAGACCAACAGCAACACCUGCAACUGCACCAUUCCGGAUCAGACCAAGCAGCCUUUCGUUGAGGCUGCAAACGGCUAUGGAAACAUCUGUGUAUAUGUGGACGUGUGUGGGUCGUACUUCAAGAACCCUUGUGCCGUGGGCACAUGCAUCAAUGAUGGAAAGGGAGCCUACUCCUGCAUCUGCCCUCCCAACUACGUCCCCAGCCGAACCAUUGACAACUUUCCCACCUGCGACCCAGGUGCUGCUCCCCCCCCACCUUCCUGUGCCUCUUUUGAGAAUUUUCAAAAGUCAUACCAAUAUAGCUUCCCCACCUGCGACACAGGUGCUGCUCCUCCCCCACCCUCCUGUGCCUCCUCUUCCCUCCAACGGCUCACUCCCCUGUACCCGUUUCAACAAAAUUUGUAUUUCUAG
Closterium sp. Naga37s-1 is the source of this 2820-nucleotide messenger RNA. The record is from the annotation of a GenBank genome assembly. NCBI's taxonomy places the organism in Eukaryota, Viridiplantae, Streptophyta, Zygnematophyceae, Desmidiales, Closteriaceae.